AUGGCUGGGGUGAGGGCUCCGCUCGGCGCGGUGGCGGUGGCCGCUCUCGUCGUCGCCAUCUUCAUGCCGGCCGCCGCUGCGGCGCAGGCACCGGCGCCCGCGCCCACCAGCGACGGCACAUCAAUCGACCUGGGGAUUGCGUACAUCCUUAUGCUGGUGGCCCUGGUGCUCACCUACCUGAUCCACCCGCUGGACGCGUCCUCUCCCUACAAGCUCUUCUAA
Molecule: messenger RNA, 222 nt
Organism: Miscanthus lutarioriparius
Lineage: Eukaryota; Viridiplantae; Streptophyta; Magnoliopsida; Poales; Poaceae
Source: the annotation of a GenBank genome assembly